GAAUUACAUAGUGUGUUAAUUAUAACUUAGUAAAGCUGCUGAAAAAAAAAAGAAGAUAAAAAAGUGAGGUGGAUUAAAGGGUCCAUGGAGGAAGCCGCCUGGCCUCCGGCCCGGCCUCCUUCUCGGCUCUUCCUCUCUGGGGACCCCACAGGGCUGUGCGUUUGACAGGCAGUUGGGAGACCCCGGUGGCCGGUUUUGGUCGGUCACGUGGACACGCGGCUCAGCCAAUCAGAAUCUCCCGGCAGUUGGUUCCUGGAGGAACUGACAAAGCCCUUGUCUCAGGGGCCCUGUCUUGGAGAGUCGGGACUCCUGGGUCACCCUGGGUAGUCGGGAAUUUAGACUGAGCUGUCUUGGUCACUCAGGGGGCAGUUGGCAGAGUAUUCAUGGUCAGGGAGGCGACCCGUGGUCAGCAGGGUCAGGCCACCCAGGGGCAAAGGGUGCUCCUGCACCGGGCCCUGGAGAAGGACAGACCGGUGGGGACUCGGCGUUGGCAGGGGAGCCUCCGCGGAUGGGGAGUCACCACCUGCCGGCAAUCAGCCAUGACUGCCUUUGCAUUGUCCGUGCUCUCAGCCUACCACCUCCUCCCCCUGCCAUUGCAGUGGCUAACACUGGGGAAGAAGACCAAGACACCACAGCCUUUCUCCAAUCCCUCUCAAAUCAGCACGGACAAGGACACAGGUCUCAAUCCACAACCGCUGCAGAUGGACCCUGGCCACAUGGGAUGGUCAGACACGCCUGCCCAGCUAUCUGCAGGCAAAGAAGCUCAGAAGAGAUUUGGGGGCCUGAGGGACAUCUUGCUCCCAUGUCCAUAUGGGUGUGCUAUUUCAUGAGUCAAUUUUGCCACAUAAAGGACUUAAUUUCAGCCACUCCAGGGUGCUACAGGAUGCACAGCUUCCCAUCAGCCCACCUGAACUCCAGCCAUGCCAUUUUGAUACCAGGAAAAAGGUCACUUGCUUUCCUGCCCUUUAGGGGGUCAGAGCCAUGGAAGCAAAAUGGCACUUCUGUUUACCUGUUAUAUAAUUUUUUUGUAAUCUUCAUAUGUUUGAAAAAUGUAAUUAUAUGAAAAAAGUUUAGUAAUGACAGACAUAACAGCAGAAAGACCUCGGAACCAAGCUUAUUCUCAUGGCCGAUCUGCUCCACCUGGCACUCUGCUGCGCUGCAGGCGUCCUGUGGUCAGAAUCACAGAGGGACCGUCAGGGAGGGCGUUCCCAGAGGAUGGAGCUCACACGACUGCUGCCUGAGCGAGUGGCACUGGCCACUCUGCCUGGAGAGAGGAGUAAAUACAGCGCUGGCCAGGAGACCUGCGCACUCUGCUACCAGCCUUGUCCAUGUUUAGCCUCUAAUUUCAAAAUGAGGAACACACAGACCAAGAGUAUCUUUGAGGGUUAGUAGGGACCACAGAAAUGCCGUGGACCUUUCACUCUCUCCUUUUGCAUAUUCCCAGCUAUGGAAAUGCCGUUUGGAUAGAGGGAGCCUGCAGGAAGUGGGCACAUGAGCAGCACGACAGGGCUGACUCCAUCCUCUGAAAAUGGGGACCCGUGCCUGGCGUGUGGACUUACUGGUUCGGUCUUCUUCACAGUGGGAGGUUUUUAGUGCCCAGAUGCCCAGUGCCUCCUAACUGGAACAGGACGGGACCGGGCUGACCCCUGGAAGAAUCCCAUGCACACUUGGCUAUUCAGGGAGUUUCCACCCAGCCAAGCUCACCUCUGUGGCUACCCUGGUCUUGCUGCUCAUAUCUGCCAGGAAAGGCCUGGACUUGGAGAGAAACCUGGGAUUUGGAUUCAGUCCUUGCCGGCCUGGCUGGUUUCAUAUCCUUACCUCUGUCUGUGGAAGCCCGUGUUCCUGAGCAGCGAGUCAAAGGGGGUAUCUGAGCGCAGAGCAGGGAGCCUCAGAUGGGAAGAAGUCUGAGGAACCAGAAUGUGUCAGAGAAUGUGGAGUCGAGUGCCUGAGCUCAAAGGCAAGCUGGGCCACAGGCUGGCUGUGUGAUCUUGGGCAAGUUCGACCAGCUUCUUUGUGCCUCUUUUCUCUCCUUAGUAAGAUCAAUGUCUUCACUAAUACACUGAGGGCUGCCAUUAAGUUCUAUAUGCAAAGAUCCAAGGCAGGCCGUAGGCCUCUUGGUGAGUGCUACUCCUCCUUACGAUUUGCUGCCAGGAGUAACAUUGGGUGAGAGAACUUCUUAGAGCCUUGGCAGUCCUUGUCCUCCUGGACCCUCUGUUUUGAGGGUGGAAUGAGGUGAAGGGCAAGUGCUUUCCCAGCUGGUCAGGUGCUCUACCAACUGGGCAUAUUCUAAUCCCCCAAGAGUGUACAGAGCAGAGUUUGAUAUGGCCAAUGGGUCCAAUGCCCAAGUGAGAAUCUCUUGAUGAAGUUAUUGGUGUGGGGUUUUGCUUUGGUUUUUAAUUAUAGAGAACAAAAGUACUGAAAGUAUUACAUUUACCCUAAAGUUGUAGGCAAGUUAUGGUCAAGUGAAGAUGAAGACCCAUCCUCAAACACAGGUUCCAUUCUUAGCUCAUCUCAUUUAAAGGAGAGAAAAGCCUUGCAGGUGGAACAUGGUGUGGGUAGACAGUAGACAGCGGUCCAGCCAAUUUCAGUGUUUGGCCCCAAGAGGUGAAUCUGGGUUUGAGGACCUCUCUCUGGAAGGAUUUUAUGACCAGAUCUUCCUGGAGAUGAUAUUAUAAAGUUUUCUCACCAAAUUUUCCUGGGGUGCAACUUCUGCUUCAUUCUCUCUUUAACUCCAGCUGUCUUUUUGGACUCAGGUGCAGGUUGCUCAGAGGGUCCUACAAAGUAACUGUCUUCCCAAAUCUCACCCCGCUCUGAGCUUCUGCUGUAUUCCUCUUUCUCUCUCGCUCUCUUUUUUUUUGAACUGGAAUCUACUACUUUGGAUGAUGCAUGCUGGUGUUUUCUAAAGUUUCCUGAUUGAUUAUGUCUUUAACAAAUAAUCUGAUAAUA
Messenger RNA from Piliocolobus tephrosceles (Ugandan red Colobus), 2946 nucleotides. RefSeq lists its product as uncharacterized. The transcript is spliced from 2 exons. Lineage: Eukaryota; Metazoa; Chordata; Mammalia; Primates; Cercopithecidae. The record is from RefSeq and is a predicted model, not a curated record. Bases 384 to 830 code for a protein of 148 amino acids.